AUGUUUUGUGCAUCGCAAGCAUCGACGGCUACGGCUAACCACGACGAACGGCGCGUCGUGGCACGAGCCAUCGACCGUCAUAAUCCGAUUAUCAAAGAUGGUCGGAGAUCUUACACGGCACCGUGCUCUUCCGGCGACGACUACAUUGCUCCGUACCGUCAGCUUUCAAAAAUGACGAGAGUACCCUCAUCCUCAUCCGGCGACGGGAAGAUGAUUCAGGUGGAUAAGGGAAGGAAGAGCAGUUCAGGGUCGUUGUUGAAGUUAAUCAGCAGUGAUAAUAUUAGCUUAGCGAGGAAGAGUUUUGGCUGUGUCGCGACACCCGCGUGUGACGUUACCAAAACUCCUCUUGGUUCUACUAGGUAUCUCCUAGGAUCCGAACCGGUUUCUUUAUCCGGGUCUACGGGUGGUGGUAAGGAUACGGUUGUAGCGGAGGAGGGUGAAGCUUCUUUGCCAAAAAGAGGCUCUGGUGCUGCCGACGAAGAGAAGAUGAACAAGACUUCUUCUUCUGGUUCAGACCAGCAGGCAAGUAAAGUUGUUGUUCUUAGAGUGUCUCUUCACUGUCACUGCAGAGGCUGUCAAGGCAAAGUGAAGAAACAUCUAUCCAGAAUGCAAGGUGUGACAUCCUUCAGCAUAGAUUUUGCGUCAAAGAAGGUUACUGUGACUGGAGACAUCACUCCCUUGCAAGUAUUGGGUUGCCUCUCAAAGGUCAAAAAUGCCCAAUUCUGGACUACACCAGUAACACCACCUCCAUCAUCACUCCCAAGGGCAAAUCCGGAAAACUAG
Molecule: messenger RNA, 783 nt
Organism: Thlaspi arvense
Lineage: Eukaryota; Viridiplantae; Streptophyta; Magnoliopsida; Brassicales; Brassicaceae
Source: the annotation of a GenBank genome assembly